Molecule: messenger RNA, 2081 nt
Organism: Rubroshorea leprosula
Lineage: Eukaryota; Viridiplantae; Streptophyta; Magnoliopsida; Malvales; Dipterocarpaceae
Source: the annotation of a GenBank genome assembly
CAAAAUAAAAGAAAAAAAAAACAGUGUCGGUGUUCCGUAAUAAGCCCGCCACGCUCACUAAUCUACCAACCAGAUCUUAUACAACACAAUCUUUACUUAUCUCCCCAGAUCCAGACACCCAUUUCCUUGAUUUCUCUUUUUGAUUCAUUUUCAAGUCUGUCCGGACUACACUUAUCUGCAAUUGCAGGCCUAUUUCGCUGUUUUUUUUUCCUCGAUUACUGCAAUGUGCUUGUUUUGAGCGAGAUCUAGGCCUGAAAGUUUGUAUCUUGGCUAGUUUUGGAGAGACCCAAAUGGGGGACAAGUCAGGGUCGAGGGGCUGGUGGGGGUGGUUAUUGGUGGUCGUGAUAUUGGCUCUGGUGGUGGGAGCCGUUGUGUAUACAAUCAAGAGGAAAAUUAGUCACUCUAAUGGUGGUGCUGCGCCGGUUCCGGGACCUCCAGGAGCUAUUGAUAAGAAGUACUCUGAAGCUCUCAAAAUCGCAAUGCAAUUCUUCGACGUUCAGAAAUCUGGUAAGUUAGUGGAUAAUAAGAUAUCGUGGCGAGGGGAUUCAGCUCUCAAAGAUGGAAGUGAAGCGAAUUUGGAUCUCUCGAAGGGCAUGUAUGAUGCUGGAGAUCACAUGAAGUUUGGUUUCCCAAUGGCAUUUACUGCCACUGUGUUGUCAUGGUCUAUCCUUGAGUAUGGAGAUCAGAUGGAUGCAGUGAAUCAGUUGGAACCCGCAAAGGACUCCCUCAAAUGGAUUACAGAUUACCUUGUAAAUGCUCAUCCAUCAGAGAAUGUGCUCUAUAUUCAGGUUGGUGAUCCUGAAGUAGACCAUAAAUGUUGGAAUAGGCCUGAAGAUAUGACUGAGGAGAGGCCUCUCACACAGGUGAACACUUCUUCUCCAGGGACAGAGGUUGCAGCUGAAACUGCUGCAGCUAUGGCAGCAGCAUCUCUGGUGUUUAAGAAAACUGACUCCACAUAUUCAAGCACCCUGUUGAAGCAUGCUCAGCAACUGUUUUCAUUUGCUGACAAAUUUAGAGCUUCUUACAGUGAAAGCAUCCCUGAUGUUGCCACAUAUUACAACUCAACAGGAUAUGGAGAUGAGCUCUUAUGGGCUGCCAGUUGGCUCUAUCAUGCAACAGGUGACAAAUCAUAUCUUCAAUAUGUGACAGUGAAGAAUGGAAAAGACUUUGCUAAUUGGGGAAGUCCAACCUGGUUUAGUUGGGAUAACAAGCUUGCAGGAACCCAGGUUCUUCUUUCUAGGUUAAGUUUCUUUGGGUCAGAUACAUCAGCCUCAGAGAAUUCUGGUCUUCAAAACUAUAGGAAGACAGCCGAGGCUGUCAUGUGUGGUCUCCUACCAGAUUCCCCGUCAGCCACAUCCAGCAGAACAGGCAGUGGCCUUAUAUGGGUCAGCCAGUGGAAUUCUUUGCAGCAUCCUGUUGCUUCUGCAUUUCUAGCUGUUCUUUAUAGUGAUUAUAUGCUCACAACACGGACUGCAACAAUAUCCUGCAGUGGAGAUAAUUAUAAACCAUCAGACCUUCGCAAAUUUGCCAGAUCACAGGCUGAUUAUGUUUUGGGCAAGAACCCCAUGAAAAUGAGCUUUCUUGUGGGGUACGGUGACAAGUACCCACAAUAUGUGCACCACAGAGGUGCUUCAAUCCCAGUUGAUGCAAGUCCUGGCUGCAGUGAUGGUUUCAAGUGGCUUAAUUCAACUGAUCCCAAUCCUAAUGUAGCUAUAGGAGGAAUGGUAGGCGGUCCAUUCCAGAACGAAACCUACAGUGAUUCCAGGAACAACUCAAUGCAAGGCGAGCCAACCACCUAUAACAGCGCCAUUCUCGUUGGCCUUCUCUCAAGUUUGGUGACCACUUCUUCUGCACUUAAAUCACUUUCCUAAAGUAGCAUUCCAACUACGCAAUUAUUUGUACUGUAGGUAGUUUGUAUUAGUAUGAAUGCUCUUUUUUUCCUUCCAAAAGUUGAUUUUUGCCAUAGUUAUGGUUAUGGACCUUGAUUUUGUUUCAGCUACACUGAUAAACAAAUCUCUGGCUCUCUGCCCAUCUCCUGCAGACGUGCCUACAUUUUCACACAAUAAACAAAAACCGGCACG